This is a messenger RNA of Mesoplodon densirostris (Blainville's beaked whale), 1925 nucleotides long. RefSeq names its product phosphodiesterase 1B (gene PDE1B). The record is from RefSeq and is a predicted model, not a curated record. NCBI's taxonomy places the organism in Eukaryota, Metazoa, Chordata, Mammalia, Artiodactyla, Ziphiidae. Gene Ontology annotation, biological process: signal transduction. The transcript has 15 exons. Bases 1 to 1608 code for a protein of 535 amino acids. Gene Ontology annotation, molecular function: 3',5'-cyclic-nucleotide phosphodiesterase activity.
AUGGAGCUGUCCCCCCCCAGCCCUCCCGAGAUGCUGCAGUCGGAUUGCCCGUCAGACCUGGAGCUGAAGUCAGCCCCCAGCAAGAAGAUGUGGAUUAAGCUUCGGUCUCUGCUGCGCUACAUGGUGAAGCAGUUGGAGAAUGGGGAGGUAAACAUUGAGGAGCUGAAGCAAAACCUGGAGUACACAGCUUCCCUGCUGGAGGCCGUCUACAUAAAUGAGACGCGGCAAAUCUUGGACACGGAGGAUGAGCUGCAGGAGCUGCGGUCUGACGCGGUGCCUUCGGAGGUGCGGGACUGGCUGGCCUCCACCUUCACCCAGCAGGCCCGGGCCAAAGGCCGCCGAGCAGAGGAGAAGCCCAAGUUUCGGAGCAUCGUGCACGCGGUGCAGGCUGGGAUCUUCGUGGAACGGAUGUUCCGGAGAACGUACACCUCUGUGGGCCCCACCCAUUCCACUGCGGUCCUCAACUGUCUCAAGAACCUGGAUCUCUGGUGCUUUGAUGUCUUUUCCUUGAACCGGGCAGCUGAUGACCACGCCCUGAGGACCAUUGUUUUUGAGUUGCUGACUCGGCACAACCUCAUCAGCCGCUUUAAGAUUCCCACUGUGUUUUUGAUGACUUUCCUGGAUGCCUUGGAGACAGGCUAUGGGAAGUACAAGAACCCUUACCAUAACCAGAUCCACGCAGCUGACGUUACCCAGACGGUCCAUUGCUUCUUGCUCCGCACAGGGAUGGUGCACUGCCUGUCGGAGAUCGAGGUCCUGGCCAUCAUCUUUGCUGCAGCCAUCCACGACUAUGAGCACACCGGCACCACCAACAGCUUCCACAUCCAGACCAAGUCGGAAUGCGCCAUCCUGUACAAUGAUCGCUCGGUGCUGGAGAAUCACCACAUCAGCUCUGUUUUCCGAAUGAUGCAGGACGACGAGAUGAACAUUUUCAUCAACCUCACCAAGGAUGAGUUUGUAGAGCUGCGGGCCCUGGUCAUCGAGAUGGUGUUGGCCACAGACAUGUCCUGCCAUUUCCAGCAAGUGAAGUCCAUGAAGACGGCCUUGCAGCAGCUGGAAAGGAUUGAUAAGUCCAAGGCCCUGUCUCUACUGCUCCAUGCUGCUGACAUCAGCCACCCAACCAAGCAGUGGUCGGUUCACAGCCGCUGGACCAAAACCCUCAUGGAGGAAUUCUUCCGCCAGGGUGACAAAGAGGCAGAGUUGGGCCUGCCCUUUUCUCCGCUCUGUGACCGCACUUCCACUCUCGUGGCACAGUCCCAGAUUGGUUUCAUUGACUUCAUCGUGGAACCCACGUUCUCUGUGCUGACUGAUGUGGCCGAGAAGAGCGUCCAGCCCAUGGGGGAGGAAGACUCCAAGUCGAAAACCCAGCCCAGCUUCCAGUGGCGCCAGCCUUCUCUGGAUGUGGAAGUGGGAGACCCCAACCCCGACGUGGUCAGCUUCCGCUCUACCUGGAUCAAAUACAUUCAGGAGAACAAGCAGAAAUGGAAGGAACAGGCAGCAAGUGGCAUCACCAACCAGAUGUCCAUUGACGAGCUGUCCCCCUGUGAGGAAGAGGCCCCAGCCUCCCCUGCUGAAGAUGAGCACAACCAGAACGGGAAUCUGGACUAGCCUGGGGCUGGCCCAGGUCCUCACCGAGUCCAAAGUGUUCAAUGUCAUCAGCACCAUCUAUCGGGACUGGCUCCCCCAUCUGCUCCAAGGGAGUGUGGACGUCGAGGAACAGACAACCCACCCGAAGGACAAAUGCCAGAGAUUGUGGGAUUGGGGAAAGGGCCUGUCCCCACCCGACACCCAUUGGGGCGCAAGUUAAUCUCCCGGCGGCAAGACCGGGGAACUUCAGGCUCCCAGUGGCCACUGUGUCCAUCCCCCCCUGCCUCUGGACUCUCCCUAUGACCAGAUGACCGGCUGGAGGGGAGCUUCCGGGAGGC